Centruroides sculpturatus (bark scorpion) is the source of this 6742-nucleotide messenger RNA. RefSeq names its product zinc finger E-box-binding homeobox 1-like. The record is from RefSeq and is a predicted model, not a curated record. The transcript is spliced from 11 exons. Gene Ontology annotation, biological process: anatomical structure development; regulation of transcription by RNA polymerase II. NCBI's taxonomy places the organism in Eukaryota, Metazoa, Arthropoda, Arachnida, Scorpiones, Buthidae. Gene Ontology annotation, molecular function: DNA-binding transcription factor activity, RNA polymerase II-specific; RNA polymerase II cis-regulatory region sequence-specific DNA binding. The coding region runs from base 15 to 4994 and encodes 1659 amino acids.
UCGAGUUGGAAGUCAUGCCAGAAGAUACGGAAACAGAUCAGGCGGAGAACGGCGGAACGAAUUCCAGGGUUUCCUCGUCUCCUUCCUCCCCAGUAACGCCGACCAGCCCCGAAAUAGAAGUGACCGAUUCCUCCUCCCUUCCCUCUGUGAAGAACGGGUGUCCGGAAGUGACAAACGGACACGUGGCCAAAACGGAAACGACGAGGAGUCAUGUGACUAACGGUGUGAAAGCGGAAGCGGACAAGAUCCGAGAGUACAUGGAGAGGACCGACACGGUGGUCAUCUUCCCCGAGCCAGCUCCACCAGGGGGAGCCACGACUUCCGAUGGAGCCAAAAUGGUGGACGAAUACUCCCUGAAAUGUCCACGUUGCGAUCGCCUCUUCGCCGGUCCCAAGGAUAUCCAAGCGCUCAAAGAACAUCUCGUCUCUUACCACGGUUACACAGACCCCGUCUGCGAACAGAAGCCGAAUGCCAAAAAUUAUGUUUGUCCUAAAUGUAAUGCCACUUUCGCCGAAAAGGAACAUCUGGCAAAACACAAACUGUUCCACUCGGCAGUUAGCCAGCGACACGUCAUCGGUCAGGAAGAGAACGCCGUACUUAGGAAAUUCAAAUGUCCCGAAUGCGGCAAAGCAUUCAAAUUUAAACAUCACUUAAAGGAACAUAUACGUAUCCAUAGCGGAGAAAAACCUUUCGCCUGUUCCAACUGUGGAAAAAGGUUUUCUCAUUCGGGAUCUUAUUCUUCCCACAUGACCAGCAAGAAGUGCCUGGUGAUGAAUCUAAAGGUGAAAAAAAUGGAUAAUAAGCCACUUCGUGGUCAAGCUGCUAAUCAACAAAACAUUGCCUUCCGCCCAAUCAUUCCGAAAUAUGGUGCUGCUGCAACAGAAGGUGUCAGUUUGAUGCCGCACGGUUACGUGCCUCCGACUGAAAGGUUUCCCAGUUUCUUGCCAAGUUUUCAUCCGACCCAACACGCUGGACAUCCAUCGUUCUUGCCGGCUCCUUAUUCUUCUCUUCCCUUCCAUCCUCUCCUGGCCGGUCACUUGAAUUCCACACUUCCUCCGCCUUCGCUUCCUUUGCAUAAUUUCCCAGACGUCAGCCAGUUAUUACAACCCAGGGGUCAACUCCUGGAGCAGAUACCGACAUCGAACGAACUUCCGUCUUCCUUGUGUGUUACGACCAACAGCGUUUGUGUGACUCAAAGAAGUCCCAUUACUAUUACGCCUCCUCCGAUAGACAUCGAAAGAGACGAUCCUCCUGGUAGCCCAGGUAAAAGUAAAAAUUUGAACGCUGUGAAAAAGAUACUAGAAAUAGUCGAUGCAACUGUUUCCAGGCAGCAACUGAUGACAGGCAGCAGUAAAAAUGGUCUAAUACCAGACGUGAACUCCUCACCUUUACAUGUGCAAGAGAAUUCUGUCGGAUCGCCCGCUGUUUCGAAUGUGGAAAAAUUAAGGUGUGGAAACUGUGAUUCCGUAUUUGAAAAUUUAGUCGAGUUGCAGAAUCAUGAGCGAUAUCAAUGUAGAAAAAGCGAAGAUAGUUACAGCGCCUCAUCCACUAAUAGGGAAGCUGCUUCUAACGAAGACAAAGAGCCGAUAGGCGAAGAAAACAACGAAAGCGAAGAUAAGCCCAGAAAUUCUGAAAUUAUCAAACUGGUACGCGAACUUGGUUAUCCUCGAGUAGUUCAAGCCUGUUUUCCAACAGAUCCUCAACAGGCGACUUCUCCUCCCCCUCAGACUUUCUUAAGCCCUUACAAUGGUAUCGUCAACCUGACUUCCAGAUAUGACGAAGAUCAACCUCUGGAUCUCUCCAUGAAGUCUAGGUUUCAAACGGCUCCAAACUCGCCUCGCCACAUCGAGAACGAAGCCCUGAAUCUGAGCAACAGAUCUUCUAGAACCUCGACGCCUCUCAAGGAUAGCAAUAACGGGAUCAAUGGAGACGAGAUCGAAGUGACCGAAGAUGUUACCGAUGCUAAAAAAUUACAGAAUGGUGACUACCGUUUGACUAAUUCUGUACUGUACAAAUACAUGCAGAAAGGAAAUUAUCUUGUGAACCAUCGCCAGAUGUCUCAGAUUAUGGUUAAGUGCCGUUCUCCCGAAAUCCAGGACGCGAGCUAUCCCGAUUAUCCCUCCUCCACCAAUCACGUAUCGCCACUUUCCAUCUGCAGUUACGACGUAACGCGACCUCCGUCUUCUUCAGACUGUGGUAGUCAAGAUGGGAUGGAAAGUCCGGGUGCCAUCAUAGGAUUGGACAACUCUUCCGGAGGAGAGCCGGGAAGUCCCAAAUGUAGGAAAGUGCAGAAGCGCUCCUGGAAGCUGGAAGGAGAAGAGAGUCAGAGUGCCAUCGAGGACAGUCCAGGACCGGAAGAUCAAGUGGCAGGAGAGAAGAGAAGGAAAUCGUGGAAACAGCACAAACUAGAUUCGGAAGAAGGGAUGUACGCUUGUGAUCAAUGCGACAAGAUGUUCAGUAAACAAAGCUCUUUGGCUAGGCACAAGUACGAGCACUCCGGUCAAAGACCACACAAAUGUGAUGUAUGCAACAAAGCUUUCAAACACAAACAUCAUCUAACAGAACACAAGAGAUUGCAUAGCGGCGAGAAACCUUUCCAAUGCAAAAAAUGCCUGAAGAGAUUUUCCCAUUCGGGUUCUUAUAGUCAGCACAUGAAUCAUCGUUACAGUUACUGCAAACCGUAUCAAGAGACUCAACCCAUAGACUCCAAAGGCUACGAACUUGCUGUGUCCUUUGAGCUAUAUCCCGAAGAGCAUCCUAUCUUUACGGAUCUUCGAGAAAAGAAGCGCAAGAACGUGCAGGGCGUAAUUUUCAAGGAAGUUUCCUUUUGUCUGUUGUUUCAGCGACACGUCAUCGGUCAGGAAGAGAACGCCGUACUUAGGAAAUUCAAAUGUCCCGAAUGCGGCAAAGCAUUCAAAUUUAAACAUCACUUAAAGGAACAUAUACGUAUCCAUAGCGGAGAAAAACCUUUCGCCUGUUCCAACUGUGGAAAAAGGUUUUCUCAUUCGGGAUCUUAUUCUUCCCACAUGACCAGCAAGAAGUGCCUGGUGAUGAAUCUAAAGGUGAAAAAAAUGGAUAAUAAGCCACUUCGUGGUCAAGCUGCUAAUCAACAAAACAUUGCCUUCCGCCCAAUCAUUCCGAAAUAUGGUGCUGCUGCAACAGAAGGUGUCAGUUUGAUGCCGCACGGUUACGUGCCUCCGACUGAAAGGUUUCCCAGUUUCUUGCCAAGUUUUCAUCCGACCCAACACGCUGGACAUCCAUCGUUCUUGCCGGCUCCUUAUUCUUCUCUUCCCUUCCAUCCUCUCCUGGCCGGUCACUUGAAUUCCACACUUCCUCCGCCUUCGCUUCCUUUGCAUAAUUUCCCAGACGUCAGCCAGUUAUUACAACCCAGGGGUCAACUCCUGGAGCAGAUACCGACAUCGAACGAACUUCCGUCUUCCUUGUGUGUUACGACCAACAGCGUUUGUGUGACUCAAAGAAGUCCCAUUACUAUUACGCCUCCUCCGAUAGACAUCGAAAGAGACGAUCCUCCUGGUAGCCCAGGUAAAAGUAAAAAUUUGAACGCUGUGAAAAAGAUACUAGAAAUAGUCGAUGCAACUGUUUCCAGGCAGCAACUGAUGACAGGCAGCAGUAAAAAUGGUCUAAUACCAGACGUGAACUCCUCACCUUUACAUGCGCAAGAGAAUUCUGUCGGAUCGCCCGCUGUUUCGGAUGUGGAAAAAUUAAGGUGUGGAAACUGUGAUUCCGUAUUUGAAAAUUUAGUCGAGUUGCAGAAUCAUGAGCGAUAUCAAUGUAGAAAAAGCGAAGAUAGUUACAGCGCCUCAUCCACUAAUAGGGAAGCUGCUUCUAACGAAGACAAAGAGCCGAUAGGCGAAGAAAACAACGAAAGCGAAGAUAAGCCCAGAAAUUCUGAAAUUAUCAAACUGGUACGCGAACUUGGUUAUCCUCGAGUAGUUCAAGCCUGUUUUCCAACAGAUCCUCAACAGGCGACUUCUCCUCCCCCUCAGACUUUCUUAAGCCCUUACAAUGGUAUCGUCAACCUGACUUCCAGAUAUGACGAAGAUCAACCUCUGGAUCUCUCCAUGAAGUCUAGGUUUCAAACGGCUCCAAACUCGCCUCGCCACAUCGAGAACGAAGCCCUGAAUCUGAGCAACAGAUCUUCUAGAACCUCGACGCCUCUCAAGGAUAGCAAUAACGGGAUCAAUGGAGACGAGAUCGAAGUGACCGAAGAUGUUACCGAUGCUAAAAAAUUACAGAAUGGUGACUACCGUUUGACUAAUUCUGUACUGUACAAAUACAUGCAGAAAGGAAAUUAUCUUGUGAACCAUCGCCAGAUGUCUCAGAUUAUGGUUAAGUGCCGUUCUCCCGAAAUCCAGGACGCGAGCUAUCCCGAUUAUCCCUCCUCCACCAAUCACGUAUCGCCACUUUCCAUCUGCAGUUACGACGUAACGCGACCUCCGUCUUCUUCAGACUGUGGUAGUCAAGAUGGGAUGGAAAGUCCGGGUGCCAUCAUAGGAUUGGACAACUCUUCCGGAGGAGAGCCGGGAAGUCCCAAAUGUAGGAAAGUGCAGAAGCGCUCCUGGAAGCUGGAAGGAGAAGAGAGUCAGAGUGCCAUCGAGGACAGUCCAGGACCGGAAGAUCAAGUGGCAGGAGAGAAGAGAAGGAAAUCGUGGAAACAGCACAAACUAGAUUCGGAAGAAGGGAUGUACGCUUGUGAUCAAUGCGACAAGAUGUUCAGUAAACAAAGCUCUUUGGCUAGGCACAAGUACGAGCACUCCGGUCAAAGACCACACAAAUGUGAUGUAUGCAACAAAGCUUUCAAACACAAACAUCAUCUAACAGAACACAAGAGAUUGCAUAGCGGCGAGAAACCUUUCCAAUGCAAAAAAUGCCUGAAGAGAUUUUCCCAUUCGGGUUCUUAUAGUCAGCACAUGAAUCAUCGUUACAGUUACUGCAAACCGUAUCAAGAGACUCAACCCAUAGACUGUCAAUAAUAAAAAUCUCCAACGAUCGACGAUCGAGACACCAAGGAUCUUGUCAUCUAGCUACGUCCGGCUGAUAUUGGCAUUAAAAUAGCAGCUCCGAAGUCAGUCCACAGAGGCCAAUAAGUGCAAAUUUACUAUUUACUUUAUUUCGAGAAAAUUUAUUAAGAAUUUCUUUCGAGGAAACUUCAGCCAAAGGCUACGAACUUGCUGUGUCCUUUGAGCUAUAUCCCGAAGAGCAUCCUAUCUUUACGGAUCUUCGAGAAAAGAAGCGCAAGAACGUGCAGGUUAAUGUCAGGAAGCAGAAAUCUUGUUGAAUUUUGAACGAAUUUUUAUAUAUUUUAGGUGCCAACAAUAAUUCGUGUGCCAAAGAAUUUUCGAAGAACGAAACGUGUUUGAUUUUUCUAAACAAAUGGUUCAAUUGCUUUUCUUGUUGAAGACGUUUUUUCAAAAGCAGUCGGCCAAUUUUUUAGUCAUGCAAAAUGCCAAAGGUUUUCUUUGAGAAUUUCUAGUCUACUCGCAAAAUGUUAAAACAUUCUUUGGCCAGAUUAGUUUAUAUUUUUUACUGCUGCCAGUAUUAUUAUCCAAACGAUUCCUUCGAGAAUAAAAAGUAAAAGAACUGAAGUGCCAAAAACUCAAAAAAAAAAACGCAAAAAAAUGGUUUUUCCUAAUUUGUUGAUAAAUGGAGUUGAAAAUACAAAUGAAAAUUUUAAGAAUAGAGAAAUUUUCUAUAUAAUAAUGACGAUUGAUUUUUGUUUGAGUGAAUAAAAAGUUGAUCGAUCGUCAUUAAUUUUCAUGGAAACUCGAAAUAAUUCUCGGUAUAUAGUUUAUAUUCUCAUUUAAAAAUAUAAGAAAAAAAAAUAUACAAUUUUCUAGUCUGUUUUGCAUAGCUUGUCCGUAUUUACUUCCAUGAAAAAGUGCCAAUUUAAAGGUAAAAUAAAUAAUAAAAAUAAUAAUAAUAAAAAAAACUGUUAUAAGAAGAAGAAGAAGAGAAAAAAGCCAAUUUUUAAUCUUGUAUUAUCUGCAGUUUUGUGUAGAUGGAAUAUUUAAACAUUUUACUGAUUGAAAGAUUUCCCUAGAAAAGGAUUUUCUUUCAAAAACGAUAAAUCAAGAACCAAGGAAAUCAAUCUUCUUUAGCUAAAAAUUUGCAAACUAAUUUCCUUUUUACAAUUUCCCGAGAAGAAAUGAUUUCCUCGCUUUCCAACAACGAACCAGAGAGAGAGGUCGAGGAUAGGAAAAAGACAAAUGAGAGUUAAGAUUUUGCUUUGUUUAAAACCAAUCAGUUGCUGUGUACACGUGGCCUCCCCCAUCUUUUUUCCUUUUUUCUGUUUUUAGCGAUCUAUCAAAACAAUUCCCAAAACUAGAAAUGAGGGAAAGGAGUCGAAAACUUUCGAUAUAAAGCUUCCUCGCUAACCUCACGUUGAUUUUUCUCCAGUUAUAAUCCUCGUUUACCAACGCAACCGAGGGAAUAUACCAAACGAAGAUGUCUUUCUAUAGAUGCCAAAUGAAUAAUAAAACAAAAAAAUAAAUAAUAAUAAAUAAAAUUUGAAGCAAAAUUUACCCUUUUUCCAAUAUUCCAGUAUGUCCAUUUUUUCCCUCUUCGAAUUUUCCUCCAGUUAUUCAGUCUUAUCUUCUAUCUCCGCGUGGUGUUGUGCGUGUAUAUCUUUGUAUCGUCUAUCCUCGUAUAUCUUUGUGAAAAAAAAAAAACAAAAAGUUUCAACAAAUUUCCGAGGGUAUCCAUCGACAAAGCUCUCCUCGUC